Limulus polyphemus (Atlantic horseshoe crab) is the source of this 2054-nucleotide messenger RNA. It is a transcript of the gene sll, whose product is annotated as adenosine 3'-phospho 5'-phosphosulfate transporter 1-like. The record is from RefSeq and is a predicted model, not a curated record. Gene Ontology annotation, biological process: transmembrane transport. Gene Ontology annotation, cellular component: Golgi membrane; endoplasmic reticulum membrane. Gene Ontology annotation, molecular function: 3'-phosphoadenosine 5'-phosphosulfate transmembrane transporter activity. The coding region runs from base 258 to 1511 and encodes 417 amino acids. Lineage: Eukaryota; Metazoa; Arthropoda; Merostomata; Xiphosura; Limulidae. The transcript has 3 exons.
UUCCUUUCCUUGUCAGAACUAGUAUUAAAUAAGGUUGCUAAACAUGUUUUGUUUUACCCCUCCACCUUCAACAGAGUUAUGUAGUUUGAAUGCAGAUAUGGCUCUCAAGACUGAAAUACUACAUGAUAAAAAUGUAGAAACCAAACUUUUGGCUGAUAAAGGAUAAUCAAUGUGAAUGUUUAUGGUAUACUGUGAUUUUAGUUGUAGCAGUACUGCAGGUUAUUUUGAUUCCAGUGAUUGUUAUUAGUUUUGAAGAAAUGGUUUCUACAUUACCAAAUGGUAGAGAGGUUGGAGAGUGGUGGGUUUUUCAGCUUUCAAUAAAUCUUCUUUGUUAUGCUACCAUUAUUGUGCCUGGGGCUCUGAUUAUUUACAUUGUGAAGAGAACACAUUUUGUAGAAAAAUCAGGAGCAGGAUGUGUGAUGAAAAUUAUCAAACUGUGCAUCUAUGGCAGUGAUGCAGAAAAAUUGAGUUUAGAACUUGGUCCCAUGAAACAGAAUCAGUCUUCUAAAGCAGAAAGAUCCACAUUAAAAGAGGGCAUUAUCCUAGUGUUCUGUUUCCUUGGCCUUCAGCUGUCGUAUCUUACCUGGGGUGUUCUGCAGGAAAAGAUAAUGACCAAAGAAUAUGAAAAUAGUACAGGAAGCAUUGGACUGUUUACUGAUUCACAAUUUUUGGUGUUUGUUAACAGAGUGCUCGCUUUUAUUUUUGCAGGAACUUAUAUAGCUUUCACCUGGCAACCAAGACACACAGCUCCUCUCUAUAAGUACUCUUAUUGUUCAUUUUCAAAUAUUAUGAGCAGCUGGUGUCAGUAUGAGGCCCUUAAAUUUGUUAGUUUUCCUACUCAAGUUCUGGCAAAAGCUUCAAAAAUUAUUCCAGUCAUGUUAAUGGGAAAGCUAGUUUCUAAAAAGAGUUAUGAAUACUAUGAGUACAUAUCAGCAGUUAUGAUUUCUCUUGGAAUGAUGAUGUUUUUGUUAUCUCGAGGCCAAGCAAAAGACAAUGAAACUGUAACUACAUUUUCUGGUGCAAUAAUUUUAGUAGGAUACAUGUUGUUUGACAGUUUCACUUCAAAUUGGCAAGGGUCAUUGUUCUCAACUUACUCCAUGUCGUCUACACAGAUGAUGUGUGGUGUGAAUCUUUUCUCUUGUCUUUUUACUGCAGCCUCUCUUCUUCAGCAGGGUGGGUUUGUAAAAUCUUUUCACUUCAUGAUGCAAUUUCCCCUAUUUUGUAUUGACUGCUUCUUAUUAUCUAUUUGUUCUGCUAGUGGGCAGAUGUUCAUAUUUUACACCAUUUCACAAUUUGGACCUGUCAUAUUUGUCAUCAUGAUGACAAUUCGUCAAGCUGUUGCUGUUCUUUUAUCAUGUCUCAUUUACCACCACAUGUUAGAUAUCAAAGGAAUAGUGGGAGUGCUUAUAAUCUUUGGUGCUCUGUUUUUCAGAAUCUACUAUGGCCAGAAGCUCAAAACUGCUCGUAAAGCAGCAACUGUUAGUUCUUCAAAUGGAAGGUUACAGAAAUAAAUAUCAACUUUAGGGAAACCAAUGAAACAACAAAACUGGUUUAUAUGUAAUUUUUUGUCUUUUAAUAGCACCUGGACCACAUUUGAAACUCACAUUAUAACACAUUCAUGAAUUAUUUUAAAAGAACUCUUAUAGUAUCCUGUUGAUUUCAUUGAAAUAGAAAACUUUGAUUGGAUAUGGCAUGCCAGCAGUUAAAACAUAAACACUAUGUAAUUUAGGACUGUGACAUAGUGUAUAAAGAGGUAAAAGCUAUUAUGUUGAGUAAUUCCACAUUAUUUGGAAUGUUUGCAUCUACCCAGUUUUAUAUGAAGCAUCAACUGUACACUUAGGUCUAUGAGAUUUUUAUAUAUAUUUAAUUUCACACACCUACUGUACUUUUGCUUACCAGCUCUAUAUUCACCUGGUAGUAUUUAUUAUGGAAAGUGUGGUUUUAUUUUUGUAUAAAAAACAUGGUUUAUUCUUCUAACUUAUUUCAGUUAUAAAGAAAUAAAAUUAAUUUUUUUAUUACUUAUUACAGCUUUUACAGUAAGUAAGAUUUGUUUU